This is a messenger RNA of Cyclopterus lumpus (lumpfish), 396 nucleotides long. Its product is annotated as phosphoinositide-interacting protein-like. The transcript has a single exon. The coding region runs from base 1 to 396 and encodes 131 amino acids. NCBI's taxonomy places the organism in Eukaryota, Metazoa, Chordata, Actinopteri, Perciformes, Cyclopteridae. The record is from RefSeq and is a predicted model, not a curated record.
AUGCGGUGUGUAGUAUUGGACUUUCUGACCUGUGACCAUCUAGUCUCUGCAGUGUCCCCCAGUGUGACCAUACUCUCCACAUCAGUCCCCAUAACAACCAUGGAUGGAGAGGAUACUGAAGCCGCCACACCUCUCAACCUUCUCCUAGACAGGAAGUGGCCUUGCUGUCAGGGCGGUCUGGUUCCAUCCUGCUGGCUCCUCUACUUUAAGCCCAUCGUGGCCAUCAGUGUUGGUACGCUGCUGUUCGUAUCGGGCACCGCCUUGUCCCUGCUCUCCUUCACCCAGGUGGGCAAUGUCCCCUACCUGCUGGGGCCUCUGUUCCUCUCUGUGGGUCUGAUGUUCCUGGUCACCGGCCUGGUCUGGAUCCCCGUGCUCAAACAGAGCCUGGAGCACUAG